GCAGGACAGGUUUUGAUUUCUCUUUGCUGCUAGAAAUUCAGCCUCUGGCCGCUUCUCUCUUCUCCAGUCAGAGCUCACUCAGCACAGCUGCCACAGACUCGUCAUGGCUUCAAAGAAAAGCUCCAAAGUGCAAAAAUCUAAAGACGGCACUAAAACCCAAUCAGCCAAUAAGAAUGGGAAGAAGUCAGACUCCGGCUCCGGCGGCAGCGGCAGCUUCUUCACCUGGUUCAUCGUCCUGGCCCUGCUGGGUGUCUGGACGUCUGUAGCCGUGGUCUACUUCGACCUGGUCGACUAUCAGGGAGUCCUCGACAAAGCUAAGGGCUUACAAAUUAACCUGUCUGAGGCCUUGCAAGGUAAACUGGUGGCAUACGACACAGAUGGCGAUGGUGAUUUUGAUGUCGAGGAUGCUAAAGUUCUGCUAGGACUCAAAGAGAAAGUCGUCGUUGUCACAUCCCGUAGCGAAGAGGCCGCCGCCCCAGUGGAGACCGCUGUUCCUGAACCCACACCAGAAGCUAUUGUGGAGCCUGAUCCAGUGCCUGUAGAAGAUGUGAUUGAAGCUGCUGUCGCUGAGGAAGCUGCUGCUCCACCAGAGCCUGAACCUGAGGUAGCAGCUGAGCCUGAGGUGCCUGAACCAGAACCUGAGGCUGAACCUGAGCCUGAGCCAGAACCAGAACCAGAAGAGGUUUGUACUGUGAUUGAGGAGGACCCCGAGGUGCUGGAGGAGGAGCUUCCCGCUGUAGAAGAGGAGGAGGCACCUUUUGAGGAGGCUCCAGUGGAGGAGGAUGUCCCAGUUGAGGAGGAGGCAGCAGCUGAGGAGGUUGCAGAGGAGGUGGAGGAAGCAGUGACCGAGCCAGCUGUGGAGGAGGAGAUUGUAGAUGAACUGGCAGCAGAGCUACAGGCUGCGGUGGAGGAGGCGGCAGCAGCAGCUCUGGAGGAAGAGGAGGCCGCCGCCGAAGCUACAGAGGAGGCCGCUCCUGUAGAAGAGGCCGCGGAGGAGCCCGCCGAAGAAGAGGAGGCAGCUCCUGCAGAUGAAGCCGUCGAGGAACCCGCUGUAGAAGAGGAGGCUGUCGAGGAGCCUGCCGAAGAGGAGACUGAGACUGCUCCUGUUGAAGAGGCCGCCGAAGAGGAAGCUGUCGAGGAAGAAGUUGCUGCAGAGGAGCCCGCUGAAGAAGAGGCAGCACCCUUAGAAGAAGCUGCAGAGGAGGUAGCUGAAGAGGAGGAAGCAGCCGCUGAGGAGGAGCCUGCUGAUGAGGAGCCUGCUGAAGAGGAACCCGCUGAGGAGGAACCCGCUGCUGAAGAGCCCGCUGCUGAAGAGCCCGCUGCUGAAGAGCCCGCUGCUGAAGAGGAGGCAGCACCUACAGAAGAAACUGUUGAAGAGGCAGCAGAAGAAGAGCAGGCAGCACCUUCAGAAGAGGCUGUGGAGGAGGUAGCAGAAGAGGAGGAGGUAGCAGAAGAGGAGGAGGCUGCUCCUUCGGACGAACCCGCUGACGAGCCUGCUGAGGAAGAGGAGGAGGAGGAGGAAGCUGCUCCUACAGAAGAGGCAACAGAGGAGGCUGCAGAGGAUAUUCCAGAAGAAACAGUGGACGAGCAAACACUACCAGACACAGAGACAGAAGAAGAAGAAGUAGCACAAGAGGUAGAGGAGGCAGUAGAAGAAGCAGAGUUUGUUGAGACAGAGGAACAGAUUCAGGAUGAGCCCACAGAAACGUAAAGGCUGCCACGGUCGCCGUGGUGACGGAGCAGGGACCCCACUGACGUUGCAUCAGCACCAUCUGAGUGCGCUCGGAGCGAUGCAUCUCUCCACCUCCAGAGAAACGAUUGAGUCAUCAUGACAACAUUCGCCUCUCUCUCUCUCUCUCUCUCUCUCUCUCUCUCUCUCCCCCCCCACAUCUUUCUCACCCCUCCCUUUUUCUUUUCACCUUCCUCUAAAGAUUCCCUUUCAGUGUAAAUGAGUCGGAUUAUGGAUGAAUUGUUUACUAAUACGGUACCCCUCUUUCUUCCCCUCCUCCUUCCUUUUUUAAAUUUUUUUUUUUAUCUUAAGCAGAACACCCAUUUCCAUUUUUCCCCCCCUUUUUUUUGUUCAGGGUGGUUUAGUUCUGUGUGUCUGUGACCAGAUGUGAAGUCUUAUGUGCUCUAACUUGUACAACAAUGUCUUACCCGAGUCUGUAUCUGCAAGAGCUGUAAAAAAAAUCAGUCCGGAACUUUUAUUUUGAAGUCUUCUCAGUGAUGUCGUUUUUUUUUUGUUGGCUUCCUGGAGCCAUAAUUGUGUUGCCAAGCAAAAUAAGGCCAAAGCUCCUGAGUUCAAGGACUCCUUUUUAGGUCCUUUUUAUGAACUCAUCAGGUUGCAGAGCUUCACACAUUCAGCUGGAGCACAAAACAAGUAAUCUUUAUUUUCUCUGAGCACUGCAGAAUGUCUCCACCUCCCCUCCGGCUGGUCCCCCCCCCCCAAUCCCUCUCCUGACUGUGUGGAGGCAAUAAAAAACCACAUUUCAACUUUCUUUUUUUUCUUCAGAAAUCAAAUAAUAAUAAUAAUAAUUUCUUACCCCUCAUUUUUUGCAGUAUGACUUCAGGAAUUUUGAAUUCUGAGUUCUGAUCUCAGUAUUUUAUUUUAUUUUUUCGAUUUGAUGAAACACCCCCUCAACCCUCCUCAACCCUCCUUAGCCAGCCAGUUUAUUUUACCACUCAGUAUGCGUCGACUCCAGGAUGAGCCAUAUGCUAGCACGUGAAUUCAGAGAGAAAGUGUGUUUGGAAAGUGUGUGUGUGUGUGUGUGUGUGUGUGUGUGUGUGUGUGUGUGAUUGACAAAUCUCUUACUAAUCAAUCCCUUCUGUGAGCCGUAGAUGCCGUGAUGUAGUUUUUGCGACUGUGUUUGACUUUUCCUCUUUUUUUUCUCUGCAGUUUUGUUCUCAAACUACCUGUACCUCCAUCUGCGUGUGUGUGUGUGUUUUAUAGACUUCUAUCUUUUUUUCUUUCUUUCAUAUUUCCAGAUAAUAAGUUUAAAGUGAAGUCGUAACUUUCAAACUUUUCACUCUUUUUGAGUUUAAAAACCUGUACUGUGAUGAAUCUGAGGACACCGAGGACAGUGUAAAAUCUGUCAAACCAGUCAUAACAUGGAUCUUUUUAUAGCGGGCUGACUGAGACUUACUGUUCUUACCCCUGUGUGAUCCAGAUCCUACUUCUCUCUCUUCUGUUUCAGUGUGUGUGAGAUCUGUAGUCUCUGGCUCACUUAGGGUUAAAUAAACAUACAGUUGUCAUGUUCUUCUAGAAGUCCGGUUUUAAAAAAUGACUGUUUUAAUCCCGAACAGGGCCGUAAUAACAAUCUACAAGGCCUCGGGGGCAGAAAAUGAGCAGUGGGCCCCCUUUAACCCACCUGUUUUUGCUAAUGCUGUUAAACUCAUUGAGGAACAUGCACCAUCUUUUUUUUUUUGACACAGGCAGACAACAUGGGUAAUAAUCUAGAACCUGCCUAACUGCUAUAAUCAUCAAAUGACCUCAAACCUAAUGAAUCUGGGGCUUUGGGGAGGAUCUGGGAUCUGGUUUUGGUGAUCCAGCCUCAGAGAUGAGGCUCGCUUUUUUUUAUCAUCAGUGUCAAAACUUCACUGCCUCAUUCUCUCUACUCUAAAAACUAAUAGCUGUGUGUGUUUCUUUGUUUUUUUUUCUUUCUUUCUCAGCGGGGGAAAUUUGUCGUUUCCUCUUUUUUGUGACAUCAGCUUUUUGUCUUGUGUGUGUUUUUUUUUUUGUUUGUUUUUUUAAAAAUCACUGAAUGGUGAUAGCAGGACGUCUGCAAGCCCAAACCACCACAGCAACAUCUAAACAUCUCAAUCCACUGCAGAAGUUAACAUUAACAUCACCUUGUACUGCAUGAGAGAUGCUAGUGGAGGGAAAUCGGGUACAAACCCUGAAUAACACGUCUGAUUUGAUACUGACAUUAAGCAAUAUGUAGAUGUGAUGUAGUUAUUAAUUUUGGAACAACACUACUGUUCUUGAUAGGAGUGGAACAUUAGGAAAAACAUUGAUUUGAAAAAAAAGAAAUUGAUUUGAUGUCUCAGUCCCACUUUGUGUCUCUAGUCCUCACAUACUGUAACUACUAGCCUGGUUUUUUAGGGAUGCAACAGAUUCCUAUGAUGUGCAGUAGUUUUAUUUUGUAGGAUGUCAUUUUUUUCUCUCCCCCUCUGUCACACAAGCUGGGUUUUUUCUACUCUCUCUUAACACUUUGUAAGUCAUUGUGAACUGUAAAACCUUUUUAACAUUAAAGAUUACAAUCUUUA
Molecule: messenger RNA, 4266 nt
Organism: Scomber scombrus (Atlantic mackerel)
Lineage: Eukaryota; Metazoa; Chordata; Actinopteri; Scombriformes; Scombridae
Gene: asph
Product: aspartate beta-hydroxylase
Exons: 12
Coding region: 104-1711 (535 amino acids)
Biological process (GO): peptidyl-aspartic acid hydroxylation
Cellular component (GO): membrane; endoplasmic reticulum
Molecular function (GO): peptidyl-aspartic acid 3-dioxygenase activity
Source: RefSeq, a predicted model, not a curated record